CAACAUUUUCAUGGCCAGGAAUAUGAAAGGCAUCUUGCACUAUGUAAUUCUUCUAAUGAGCAUCUCCUUGUCUCUCUGGAGUCUUUCUACUGGAUGUUUGUGUAAUACUUACAAAGAUAUAUCACCAGAACCAACAUUAUUUGAAUCAAAUGUACUUCCAGAAGAUGAUUGCUGCAAAGCUUCCAUUGGAAAUGGUUACCUAGCAACGACAGUGUACACAGACACUAUUUAUAAGAAUGGUCUGUACAAUGGAAGGAAUGGUGAGAGUGACAGGGCAAGAAUACCAUCUACAAUCGCCAUAAAGAUUCAGCAAUCACAACCUGAGAUUAAGAACUCCUACCUUUUAGAUGUAUUGAAUGGCACAUUUUUUCACCUGAUAGAGACUCCUCAAGCUUACAUUGAACAGAGACUGUACGCCCAUCAGGUCUUAACAAGACUGCUUGUAAAUGAGAUCACGAUUAAAAGGAAAUUUGUGAGUAUGGAGCAACCAAUGUUCCUGACCCUGUCUAACAAUCUUGGCUUCAAAAGUGAAGAUAUUGAGUUCAGCAUAGCACCACCAUCUUCAGAACAAGGCCCAUGGUCUUCAUGGGGAAAGACCAAGAUAUCAGAGACCACAAGUAGCACCACCCAACCAGUCUUCACUUUCUGGACAACAAUACCAGACAACAUAACCCUUCCUUCAAAUGUCUACUCCAAGACAUGGACCUUCAUCACUUCUGUCUCUGACAACCAAGAUGAUGCCGAGACCAUGUAUAUUGUUGGUCGGGGCCAGGCACAGAAUGGUAAGCUAUUCAAGACACAUCAGGAGGCUUGGAAGAAGACAUGGAGCAAAGGACGUAUUCAUGUUACAGGAAAUAUAAAGCUCUCUAAGGCCAUCUAUGGAAGCAUGUACUACAUUUUGAGUUCACUUCCACCUGUUGAUUAUGCAGCAAACAAUCCUUUCCUAUUUUAUGGCCUUAGCCCUGGAGGAUUGGCUACUGGUGGCUACCAGAGAGACUACAGGGGUCAUGUAUUUUGGGACCAAGAAACCUGGAUGUAUCCACCAAUGCUGAUACUGUAUCCAGAGUUGGCUCAAGCUAUGAUCAAAUCUAGAACUAUGCAUCUACAGGCUGCCAAGGAGUACGCUGUACAAACUGGGGAAAAGGGAGCACGCUUCCCGUGGGAAAUGGCUUAUACAGGAUUUGAUGUGUGCCCCGCCCCCAAACCAGCUGAGUAUGAGAUACAUCUUAAUGGUGACAUUUCAUUUGCUGUGCAGCAGUAUCUUUAUGCAACCAAUGAUACUGAUUUCUUGACUAAUGACAAGGGAUAUGAGUUAGUCCAAGAAUUAGCCAACUAUUGGGCAGGUAGAGUCACCUAUGAUGACUACAAAGAGGCAUAUACAAUAUUAGAUGUGAUGCCCCCUGAUGAAGAUCAUGCACCUGUUGACAACUCUGUCUAUACCAAUGCGGUCGCCCAGAUAGCCCUGCGUCUCCCGUACUAUGCAGCCUCUCUCCUUGACCAGAAGCUACCAGAUACCUGGUCUAAGAUAGCUGACAAUAUGCAUAUCAUGUAUGACCAGGAGAACGAUUAUCAUCCAGAGUUUGAAGGAUAUGAAAGAGGUACUAUAGUCAAGCAAGCUGAUGUGAUUCUUCUGGGUUACCCCCUAAUGUAUGAAAUGGAUGAAUCCACGCGGGUCAAUGAUCUUAGGUAUUAUGAGACAUACACAGAGCACACAGGACCUGCCAUGACUUGGGGAAUGUUUGCUGUGGGGUGGCUGGAACUUGGGGACAAGCACAGGGCAGAAGAUCUUUUCUCUGAGAGCUUCUUGAAUAUAAGAGAACCUUUCAAGAUUUGGACGGAGACCGCCCAGGGAACCGGUGCUGUUAACUUCAUAACAGGAAUGGGAGGAUUCCUUCAGGCAGUUCUUAUGGGGUAUGGUGGACUUCGUCUCCGUCAGGACGGCAUAACAAUGAAGAUUACUCUACCUCAGGACUCUCUUAAACUAAGCUUUACUGGUAUCAACUAUCUUGGUAACUCCCUAGAUAUCUCUGGUAACUCAACAGCAAUGAUCGUAGAGCUUACAGAGCGAUUAGAGGAUGCUGUUGAUUUGGACUUGAAGGUUUCAAAUUAUACCUUCCUCAGAUUAUCAAUCGGAGAGCCGAUACUGGUCAGUGGUGCCUCUAUCAAGAUAAUGCCCCACAGGAGAUAAAAUCUUCCUCACCAAUAUUAAAAUUCAUUAUGAAACAAAAAUAAUAAUAUGGAAAUACUGUGAUCGCAAUGUGCCCUGAAUAUACUACAC
Messenger RNA from Lytechinus pictus (painted urchin), 2278 nucleotides. RefSeq names its product protein-glucosylgalactosylhydroxylysine glucosidase-like. Lineage: Eukaryota; Metazoa; Echinodermata; Echinoidea; Temnopleuroida; Toxopneustidae. The record is from RefSeq and is a predicted model, not a curated record. Gene Ontology annotation, biological process: carbohydrate metabolic process. The transcript is spliced from 10 exons. Gene Ontology annotation, molecular function: hydrolase activity, hydrolyzing O-glycosyl compounds. The coding region runs from base 11 to 2188 and encodes 725 amino acids.